This is a messenger RNA of Phalaenopsis equestris, 573 nucleotides long. RefSeq lists its product as uncharacterized. The record is from RefSeq and is a predicted model, not a curated record. The annotation marks the transcript as partial. Lineage: Eukaryota; Viridiplantae; Streptophyta; Magnoliopsida; Asparagales; Orchidaceae. The transcript has 8 exons.
GUUGAUGCUACAAACGACCUGCCCCUAGAAUGUGUUAUUAGGAGAGUGUUCCAAAGUUCUCAUGGAGAUGAAUGCAUGCUGCUUUGCCCAGUUGAUACGCCAGUGCAAAUACUGAAGAGUACAAAUUUUAAUGGAUGGUCAGCUGUGAAUGAUGAUGAAGUUGAAGCUAUCAUUCCUUCAGCUGCAUAUGCGCUUGCCAAAAUCCAUAUGCAUCUUGUUGUUAGUGGGUUUUGCUAUACUGCGAGAGGAGGGUUUUUCUAUUCUGAGGAGGACAUAAUUGAAUUGCACACAGAUGAUGGUCAAGAGAUUGAUGGCUUGCCAACUGAAGGUUUAGAAAUAACAUGCUUUAACUUGGAUGGGAUGCAUUACAUGAUAUAUACUCCUUCAGACCCAUUACUUUUUGUUGCCAUCAAGGAUAAGAACGGUAUUUUGCAUAUUGCUGAGGAUGAUCUAUUGGAGGACCCUGCUAUUGUCCGUGCCAUAGAUGAAGAGACAGAAUUCAAUGCUUUAGUGGUAUGCAGACUUUAUUCUCAUUACUGUUGCAUUUGUAGUUGUUAAACACGGCACUUUUAA